This is a messenger RNA of Drosophila hydei, 4711 nucleotides long. RefSeq names its product high affinity cGMP-specific 3',5'-cyclic phosphodiesterase 9A. The transcript has 10 exons. Gene Ontology annotation, molecular function: 3',5'-cyclic-GMP phosphodiesterase activity. The record is from RefSeq and is a predicted model, not a curated record. Gene Ontology annotation, biological process: cGMP catabolic process. NCBI's taxonomy places the organism in Eukaryota, Metazoa, Arthropoda, Insecta, Diptera, Drosophilidae. The coding region runs from base 165 to 4703 and encodes 1512 amino acids.
CGUUAGCUCGAUGUAUUUUUUUUAGCUUUUCAAAUUUAAUAUAUGCAAAACAAAAAAAGUUACAACAAACAAUAAGAAUCGGAAAUAAACGCGCGAAAAACGCUUCAAAAAAAAAGCAACAAAAGUCGAAGUCAAGAAAGAACAACAUCAGUUUUUGCCUAUAAAUGUACCAGGACAGCAGCUGCAGCAGCAGUAGUCGACGUGGCAGCGCAGCAACAGCAACAACAACAGCAGCAGCAGCAACGACGACGGCAGCAGCAGCAACAACUGGGAAUGAGGCGGAUAACUUUGAGGCGUUGACAAUAAUAACGACAACAACAACAGUAACAACGACAGCUGAUAUAGCCAAAGUGGGCGUGGGCGAGUCGACAGACGACGACGACGACGACGACGACGUUUAUACAUCAGCCGAUGCCGAAAUAGAUAUAGAGUGCUUAACAGCGCAGGGCUCACAAUUGCCAACGAGCCAUAGCAAUAGCAGCAACAGCAACAGCAACAGCAGCAGCAGCAGCUGCGGAAAUGCCGCGCUGUUCUGCAGCGCACGACAGCAACAGCAGCCGCAAACGCAGCAGCAACAGUUGCAGCUGCAACAUACGCAACGUGCCGCCGCUGCCCUAAACGCCGAUGUGCGUUUGCUGCGUAAGAUUGGCUACAUUGCAUCGCGAGUCCGCUGUCUGGCCAAAUAUUAUAACGACUUUCGUCUGGUCAAUCCGUACAGUGCGCAGCGGCAGCGACGCCAGCUGCAGGAGAUAUUGUUGAAGCAUUCGAUUUUCGAUCCGGGACGCGAACGGGAGCGUGCAUUGCUGCUGGCUGCGGCAGCGGCGGCAGUUGGGGCAGCAACAGCGGCAACAGCAGCGGCGGCAAUUGUUAGUCGCAGUCAGAGCUGCAGCAGCAACAGCUUUGAGCCGCUCGAGGAGCAACAAUUGCAGCUGGAUCCGGAGCUUGAAGCAGACAUCGAGAGAGAAGAGCUGGCCAUAGCCACUGUGACAACAACAGCAACAACGACAACAGCGACAGCUACAGCAACAGUAACAGCAACAGCUGCAACAGCAGCGGCAACAUUGCGACGCAAAUCGUCGGCUAGCAGCACGGGCAGCGGGCCAGUGACGGCAACAGCAACUGCAUCAGCGUCAGCGGGCGCCUCGACCAGUGCUUCGGCCUCGCUACUGACAGCUGCCACGCCCAUAGCGCUGCUGGAGGAGCUGCUCAUACAGUUCUACGAGGAUCAGGAUCAGUGCAGCAGCAAGUUGACUGUAAUACGACGACGGCUGGCGUGCAGCGACAACUUGAAUACACUCAACAACAACAACUAUAACAAUAACAGCAACAGCAACAGCAACAGCGGCAACAUGUGCAGCGGCAGCGGCAGCGGAUCUAGUCAGCAGCAACAGACGCGCGCCUACUUGCAGCCCUCGCUCGAUGGCGACAAUCCGUCGCGGCGUCGUCGCGCCAGCGAUUGCUCAGCGGCUGCGCUCGCAAAUCAGCUGCACUGCAUCACGCUGAAGAACAACAAUUGCACCGCUGUGGCAGCGGCCAGCGCUGCUGGCAAAUUGCCGUUCCAUCGCGGCAGCUGCGGCGCUGCCGGCGAGCACUUGCUGGCGGCCAACUCGAUUGCCAAUCGCGCCACCAUCAUAUUGAGCAAGUCCUGCAGCAACGUCGAUGGCGAUGUCAGCCUGGCGGCCAACGUUGCCAACAACAAGCUGCGCGCCAGCGCCACGGACAUUGAGAGCAAUUCGAACGCCUUGAAUGGCGGCCGCAUCGAUGCCAUGCAGCAGGCCAUUGCCGAUGCCGCAUCGAACAAUGGCAACAAUGAGUACAGCAUCCUACAACUGAACAACACGAUCAUCCAGUGUCACUUCAACGACGACGACUUUCGCGCCCUUGUCAAGGAUCUCAAGCGCAAGGUUGAGUACACGGAGCGCAUGAAUUGGCUAUGUCUCUCCAAUCGGCCAUUGGGUCCGCCACAUCGCAAGAGCAGUCUACCAAAGCAUCAGGAGGUGAAGCGUCGCUUCCUGCAAAUUUGUGAUACCAACUUUUCGGAUGAGGUAAAGGCGGCACUGCGUCUGCCGGCGUUCGAUUCGUAUGAGUGGGGCGAUGCCGAUGUCAUACACCUAAUGCAGACCAUGUUCCUUGAGCUCGGCUUCGUUGAGAAGUUCAGCAUACCCGUCGACACGCUGCGCGAGUGGCUCUACGAGGUCUACAAGCACUACAACGAGGUGCCAUUUCAUAACUUUCGGCACUGCUUCUGCGUCGCCCAAAUGAUGUAUGCGAUUACACGCCAAGCGAAUUUACUAAAUCGUCUGGGCGAUCUGGAAUGCCUCAUCUUGCUCGUGUCCUGCAUUUGCCAUGAUCUCGAUCAUCCGGGCUACAACAACAUCUAUCAGAUCAAUGCACGCACCGAGCUGGCACUCAGAUAUAACGAUAUCUCGCCGUUGGAGAACCAUCAUUGUUCGAUUGCAUUCCGUUUGCUGGAGCAUCCCGAGUGCAAUAUAUUCAAGAACUUUAGCCGUGACACAUUCAACACCAUACGGGAGGGCAUCAUUCGCUGCAUCCUGGCCACCGACAUGGCACGUCAUAAUGAGAUACUAACGCAGUUCAUAGAGAUUACGCCCAUCUUCGACUACAACAAUCGUGCGCACAUCAAUCUGCUGUGCAUGAUACUCAUCAAGGUGGCCGACAUCUCGAACGAGGCACGGCCCAUGGACGUGGCUGAGCCGUGGUUGGAUCGGCUGCUGCAGGAGUUUUUCGCACAGAGCGCCGCCGAGAAGUCGGAGGGGCUGCCGGUGACACCAUUCAUGGACCCCGACAAGGUGAGCAAGCCCGGCUCACAGGUGCGUUUCAUUGGACUAGUGCUGUUGCCGCUCUUCGAGGCGCUCGGCGAACUGGUACCAGAGCUCACAGAGCUAAUCAUUAUACCUGUGCGCAUAGCACUCGAGUAUUACAGACGCUUGAACGAUGCACAGACUAAGACACGCAAAUCGGUUGCCGACAGCAAUGCCUCGGCCACGUCGGACAGCAACAGCGGCAACAUGGACUCAAAUGCAGCCAUGGCCAGCACGCCGGGCCACAAUACGGCCGACAAGCUUUUGAUGGACAACAAUAAGGGGGGCUCAAAUGCAGGCUCUGGUGCCGGUGCUGGUGGCGGUGGCGGUGGCGGGGCAGCUGGUGCUGGCGGCGGUGGCGGUGGCAGCGGCAGCGGCAGCGGCGGCGGCGGCGGCAGCAGCUCACCUCAAAUGCCGCGCUCUGGCUCCGCCAUCAGCGUCAAGUCACGCCGCAGCAUACCCUCGCAGAAGUCGGCAUCGCGCACCUCCGUGGAUGAGCCAGGCGGCAUGGCCGCUGAGCUGCACGAUCUACCCGAGGGCAGCGAAAGCGGCGACUCGGAAACAGCCACCGAAGUGGAUGUGGCUGAGAAGACAUCCAAGUUCAAGGUGGACACCGAGGGCUGCAGCAAUCGCAGCAAGUCCUCCCACUCCACCUCGCGGAAGUCGUCGCGCGAGAAGCGACCCUCGAUGAUUGGCGAACUGUGCAGCAGCGGCGGAGGUCAGCGCAUACGCAACUCGUACGGCAACAUUCACGGCUAUCAUACCAAUCGCUGUCACUUUGGCAGCAAUCGUGCCGUCAGCCUCGAUCAGUACAGCACGAACAAUCGCCGACUGUCGGACGGCCUGCCCCAGGUCAUCUCGGACAGCAAUGUCUUCUACGGACGACUCAAUCGUGGCAGUCUCGAGGCAACGACAGCAGCGGCAGCAGCAUCGGCGGCGACUCACGGCGGCGACCUCAACAUGAACACCAGCAGCAGCAGCAGCGGUCAAGCGGCAGCAGCAGUUGCUGCUCCGCAAACUGUGCACAGUCAAAUGUUGGCGUCGCUGCGCGAGUCAGACAAAUUGCCAGUUACAACAACUACAACAGCAACAACAGCAGCAGCAGCGGCAGCAACUGUUGCUGCUGCUGCCACCAGCAAUGGCAACAUAUCGCCAACGCUGACACAAACUUUGGCCAGCAACGGCAGUGCGCGCAGCAGCAGCGCUGCAACAGCAACUGUUGUUACCGUGCAGCAGCAGCAACAGCAGCAGCCCAGCAGCAGCAGCUCCUCUUGGAAGUCGCGUUUGCGCCAAUUCUCCGACUACUUUAGCUUCAGCUUUGACAAGGGCAACAAACGCUUUGGCAGCACACGCAGCAGUCCCUGCCCCGUGCGCAGCGGCGGCGGCGGCAACAACAAUGCAACUGGCAGCAGCAGCAACAACGCCGGCGAGUCCAAUGCCGAGUCGAAAGCAACUCAAUCGACCGGCAUCUACUGCAACAUCUCGAAUAGUCCCACGCCUGGCGCCCAGAUGACAGCUGCUGGCCAAGCGCCCGGCGGCAUUGGCCGGCAUCGCGCCUACAGCUUGGAUGUGCCCUGCAGCCGCCAUGCGGCGACACGCCACAGCUCCGGGGAUAGCAGCAGUCGCAAAUCAUCCCGACACGACGAGCACAACAACAGCAACAACACGCUGCACAGCAGCAGCGGCGGCAUGGGCAUGGCGAUGGGCAUGGGCAUCGGCGAGCUGUCGGGCAUACGCAUACGAAUUGGCAGCGCUGAGGAGGGCGGCAGUGGCGCCAGCAGUGCGGCCACUGCUGCUGGUGCCAUGAAAUUGCCGCCAAGCAUCAGCUGUGAAAUGGGCUUGGCCAGCGGCUCCUCAUCGGAGGCGGUGCCAAAGAUUUGACAACAGGG